CUGAAGUGCAUGAGACCUCAUUGGACUAGACUGAAGACAGCUCAAGUAUAAUUUACAACUUUUUUUUAUUCCUCAAAAUCUUUAUCAUCGUAUAAUUGCUCCAAUAAAUCGCUGUCAAGAUGGGUUCCAGCGCCAAAAAGAAGAAGGAGAAGAAGAAGGAUUUUCAGAAACCCAAGUAUAAAGUAGGCAAAACUGCUCCCAAGGCUUCGAACUUCACAGAUACCAGCUUCAAAUCCAGAGCAAUUGUAAUGAACCAGCAGUCAUUAUCAACUGCUGCUCCAGACGUUGUUCAACAAUUCAAGCAUAAUCUUUCUCUAGCUUCAUCCUCAAAGAAUGAUAAACAGCGCCGCGAUGCCUUGGCUUACCUCACCAGCCAACUCUCCUCACAACCUCCAGUCAACCCCGUUGGGACGAACAACAUCCUCUCCAAAGUUCUCCCUCUCAUCUCAGAUAGAUCAACACCAGCUCGGAGCCAGCUGCUAAAGCUCCUUCAAGCACUUCCAAAAGACGAAGCAAAGCACAGCACUAGGGAAGCCAUCACAUUCAUUCGCGCUGGCAUGACCCAUCUCUCGGCUGAUAUUAGCAACGAUUCACUUGGAUUUUUGGAGUGGCUUCUUGAUGUGGCUGAUGACGACCUUGUCGGCAUCCCUGGUGGAUGGUUCAAAACUUUGACCACAUUCUGCGUUAUUAUGGGCUGGUCUCCAUCAUCAUCAGCGGCCGGAUGGACAUCGGCUCCAAGGACGGGGCCUCAAGCAAAGGGCGCCCAGGUCCUCGCACGCCAGAUGUCAUUAUUGUCCAGGUUCAUCCAGAUAGGGAUGAAGCCGGUUAUCCCUGUUAUUCCCAGUCGUCAAGAUUACUGGGACAACCUUUACAGAAUACCUCGCGAUCCACAUGCCUUUGAAUACCUGAACCUCUUUGGAGGGACGCGAGACGAAGCGAACGAGAUGCACACAACUCGAGAAGCAAGGCAGGAAGUUUUAUCCCGGAAGUUCUUGGAUCCCAUUUCAAAGGGUAUCGAGAGAGCGAAGAAGGAGGGCGGAGCAGUAGGUAGAGCAGCUACUGAACUUGAUCAAGUAUUGACGGAUAGGAUGCGAGACUAUACUGCUUCAGAACUGAUCACUGACCAAUACUUAUUGGAUCUGUGGUAAAGAAUAUUGGCUGAUACCCUCUGUAAUAAUCUCUAUUAGAAGCAAAGCUCACAAAGGAAUGCUUCUUCUUCUUCUCUCUUUUUUCUUGGCCUCUGGCGCACACACAUAUAUUCACGGCGUAUGAUAUAGGAAAUUAUUAUUCAGCACCCCAGCUGUAGCUAAUGUCUCGAAACUACAGCUGUUUUAAUCUUCUUCAACUGCUCCUACUGCUUCAAGUGUUAUAUAGUUGCUAAAUACUUCUUUUAUAUGGACUGACUGCCUCGUUAGGCCAAGGCUGGUCUGCUGGAAAACGAAAUUGGGGCGCUGAAAAACAAGUCCCAUUUUAUAGCAAGGCUUGUUGUAUUAUUCAUGCAAUGGGUAUAACAACACUGUUGAUUCUGGAAAAAUAUGGGUAGGCCAAACUGGAGCACGCAUUUGGCUUCCAACUCUGCUUUUGGUUGGCACAAUAUGAAUAAUAUGCUUACCCG
This is a messenger RNA of Trichoderma asperellum CBS 433.97, 1615 nucleotides long. RefSeq lists its product as uncharacterized. The record is from RefSeq and is a predicted model, not a curated record. Gene Ontology annotation, biological process: rRNA processing. NCBI's taxonomy places the organism in Eukaryota, Fungi, Ascomycota, Sordariomycetes, Hypocreales, Hypocreaceae. Gene Ontology annotation, cellular component: nucleus.